Messenger RNA from Dictyostelium discoideum AX4, 3024 nucleotides. RefSeq lists its product as hypothetical. NCBI's taxonomy places the organism in Eukaryota, Evosea, Eumycetozoa, Dictyosteliales, Dictyosteliaceae. Gene Ontology annotation, biological process: proteolysis. The transcript has 7 exons. The coding region runs from base 1 to 3024 and encodes 1007 amino acids. The record is from RefSeq and is a predicted model, not a curated record. Gene Ontology annotation, molecular function: metallopeptidase activity; zinc ion binding.
AUGAGAAAUAUUAAACACAUCCAACUUAAGGAUAUGGAAGAGAUUGACGAAAAUGAUGAAGAAUUUGAAAUUGAUGGUGAUGAUAUUAGACCAAGAAAAAAAUCAGAAUUCCAAUCAACUCAAAAUAAAUCUACAUUCAAAAGACUAUUUGAAUAUUUAACUGAAACUAAUUUUAAAAAAUCACUACUUAUCAUUGCAUUUUGUUCUUUCUUUAUUAUAUUUACAAUUACUGCAUCAUUAGCCACAAAAGUUAUUUCAGAGCAAAUUAUAUAUUCAAAUAUUAAAUUACCAGGUAAUGUUAUACCAAUUCAUUAUUUUACACAUGUCGAUAUUAGAAUGGAACCAAAAUUUAAUUUCAAUGGUACAAUUGUUUCAACAUUGAAUAUUACAAGCGAUAAAAAUGAUUUUAUUGUGAUUCAUGCAGAUGAAAGCACAUUAUCAUUAAAUAGUAUUCACUUAGUAUCAGUACCAAAAUAUAAUAGUUCAAAACCGGUCAAUAGUACCGAUUUCGAUUUGGAGUCAUCUAUCACUCCAACAAAUAAAGUCUAUAGUCCCGAAAAUAGCUAUUACAUCUUAUUUUUUAAGGAUUUGAAAAAGUUUUUAGAUAAAAAUGGAAGUAUUUUUAAUUUAUAUAUUAGUUAUAAUGGAUCAUUAGUUGAUUCAGAAGGUACGAGUACAUUAAGAGGAUUAUAUUUAUCAUCAUAUAAGAAUCCAAGUAAUCAUAGUGAAUCAAAGUAUUUAGCAGUAACACAAUUUGAACCAGUUGAUGCAAGAUUAUCAUUUCCAUGUUUUGAUGAACCAUCAUUGAAAGCCAAUUGGACAAUUUGGAUUACACAUCCAAAUAAUUAUAAAGCACUCUCAAAUAUGCCAGCCUAUUUAGUGGAAGAUAAUAAGGUAGCCCAUAAAACAACCACUCGAUUCGAUACUACCCCAAAGAUGAGUAGUUAUUUGGUUUGUAUUGUAGUUCAUCAAUUUAGUAGUAAAUCCGAUUUCAUUGACCGUAGAGGUAAAGAAGGUGCAACCUCUGUUCCAUUGACAGUUUGGGCCGCCGAUCAUUUAAUGGAUACCGUUGAUUUUUCAUUGGAUAUGGCAAAGAAAUCAUUUGUAUUCUUUGAAGAUUAUUUUGAUAUUCUUUAUCCAUUACCAAAGAUGGAUCUUGUAGCUAUACCUGAUUUCGCUGCGGGUGCAAUGGAGAAUUUUGGUUUAAUGACAUUUAGAGAAUCCGAUCUACUAUAUAGUAAUAAAACUUCAGAUCAAGAGAAUAAACAAAGAGUGGCAGAAGUGGUUUCACAUGAGAUUGCUCAUCAAUGGUUUGGUGAUUUGGUCACAAUGAAAUGGUGGAAUGAUCUUUGGUUAAAUGAAGGUUUUGCAACUUUUAUGUCCUACAAGUGUAUGCAAAAGGUAUUGAUUGAUGAAUUCGAUAGUGAAGAGAUCUUUCAAUAUAGUUCAAAACAACCUGGUCUAGAUAUUGAUGCUUCACCAUUCACUCAUACAAUCUCAAAUAAUUACACUGAUCCAUUGGAUAUUAUGGCUUCAUUCGAUAGUGUAACCUAUGAUAAAGGUUCUUCAAUUCUAUUGAUGUUGGAGGCAAUGAUUGAUAGAGUUAAAGAGAAUGCUUUUCGUGAUGGUAUUAGAAACUAUUUGAAAAAGUAUGCCUAUGGAAAUGCUGAAACCAAUGAUCUUUGGGAAAUGUUGUAUGACUCGAUUGCACGUGACCCAAUUAUGGUAAUACCUGACAUUAUGAAUCAAUGGACAACUUAUCCAGGUUUUCCACAAAUUAAAAUCGAUUCAAUCGGUAACAAUUCAUAUCGUAUCACUCAAUCUAAAUUCACUCAACCAAAUACAACUCGUCCAAGUGAUUUCAAUGCAAACUCUAUUUGGUGGAUGCCAAUUAAAGUCAUUGACAAUUGUGAAAACACUGAUGACCUUUACAUCUCCAAUAAAUCCAUUCAAUAUAAGGGUUGGAGUGAUCAAGCUUGUGGUACCCCAGCAAAGGAUAGUUUUAUAUUUGCAAACUCUGAUGCCACUGGUUUCUAUCGUACCCUCUAUGAUAGCUCAAUCUUUGAUAAGAUUGUAAAUAGACUCAAUGAGAAUGCCACUGAACAUUUCACAACUCUACAAAGAAUUUCUUUUGCUGAUGAUCUCUAUGCAUUCUCAAAGAUUGGUGCAAUUCCAACUUCUGUAGCUUUGAAAACUUUUUACUAUACCACCGUCUCUGUUGAACCAAAUUUCGUAGUUUGGAAAGAUAUCCUAAGUUUCCUUUCAUUUGUUCACAAUCGUUUAGAAACCGUUGUUCCAUGUUAUAUUCAAUACAUUAAAAAAGCUCAAUACAUUUUCAAUAAAGGCUUAUUACCACUCAUCAAACUUAAUAUUACUUCGGAUGAUGAACUCUCCUAUAAUCAAUUGGAAUUAAGAAAAUCUGCCUUUUCAAAAGUAAACUCCUUAUCAAUUACUUCUUUAAGAAUUCAUCUUAAUCAAAUUUAUUUAGAUAAUAUUGAUACACCAGAAAAUAUUGAUCCAUCAAUUAGAGCUCCAUUAUUCUCAUCAAUUAUACAAAAUGGUGAUAUUGAAGAAUAUGAAUGGGUAGUUAAUAGAUUUGAAAAUACAAAUGCAAUCAAUGAAAGAAUCGAUGCUUUGAAAGCAAUUUCCAAUCCAAAGAAUCCACAAUUAAUUAGAAAUACUUUAAAAAUGCUUUUAGAUGGUAAAAUUAAAAGUCAAGACUUUUAUAUGGUUUUCUUGGAAAUGUCAUAUUCACCAUUUGCAAGAGAAUUAGCUUGGAACUUUUUAUUAGAUAAUUUUAAUUUCAUUUCAGAGAAUUCAACACCAGGUGAUAUUGGUAAAUAUGUAACCUAUUUUGCAUCAUCAAUGGAUUCCCAAGCAAAAAUUGAUCAAAUUAAACAAUUUUUCACAGAUGCUCAUCCAAUCCCAGCCUCUUCGUUGGCAAAUGCUAUAUCAAGUAUUCAAUACAAUAUGAAUUGGUUAAAAAACCAAGCACCUGAACUUUGUAAUUUUUUAAAUAAAUAA